GCGCACGGCACGAGCGCGCAGUCAUGCUGUGCCCCGCGCGCUGCUCGUGCUUCCUCUGUCGCGAGCUGCAGUCUUGCAGGGCCGCCGACGCAAGGAAACCUCCAAAUAAACAUAACAUGAGCGACAACUUCAUUCUCAAAAAGGCCGAAGCAUGGGAGCCGAUGAAGUUCAUUCGUGGUGCGGCCAGACUCUCAGUCAGGCACUGGCAGAGCAGGGAGCCACUCAACUCGACAAAGACGAGGAUGGCCACUCACAAGUCGACCAGCUGUGAGCAGCUGUACCCUCACCCUAGCGAGGAGCAGGCGGGGCCGUUUGGGAUGCGGCGCGCCCCGAGCACUGAUCGUGUCAAGCAAACUGAUCAUAAGCCAUUAUUUAAGAUAUUAGGGAACUCGCGGCUCAAGAAAGUUAACAGUACCGACGCCGCCGAAUCUAAAGUGCGACGUAGCGUUUUGAAUUUUAGAAAAAACGAGACUCCCAAUCCCAGCAACGUUCAUGAGAAAUAUCUGCCUUUACCACAAAUGUCAGCAUCAACAGAGCAUGUUUACAGUGAGCCUAGACCGUGGAACUCACAACCACAGUACGACGACUGCUGCCGUCCACCAGUGUACCAGAGUGUCGAAAAGAAACGAGAAGAGAACAAGGUGACUAACUCUGAAAAGAAAAACAUGCUCACCAACCGUCUUCCGUGCUACGAAGAAUUAGCACAAAAGAUAUCGCAAGAGAAAAAUAAGAAGCCAAACUUACCACUAACUGAAGCUGGCCUAGCUAACAAAAUAACGCAAAACAAUAACAAAGUAGUUAUUUAUUUCGGCGAUUCUAUUAUAAGGAAACACAACGAACAGAAGAGAGAGGAGAAGCUUAAAGAAGAAAAUCAAAAGCCAGAAGCCAUAUACGUCAACAGGUUUGUAAACGAGACUGAGACUAUUGGACUGGAUAAUUUCAUUUAUAAAGCAGACGAAUGUCCAACACCAGAAAUUCAUGUAUCGGAAGCUAUAUAUUCAGAAAUAAAAUAUGAAGACCCUAUAGACGACGUAGUGACGAUCAAUGAUGCAACGUACAGAAAAGAUGUGUUUGGGACCAUCAGUUCUGAUGGUUUUUUGGUUGUCGAAUUUGAAGAAAACUUCGAAAGGGCUCGACAACUAGUCGAAUUGGUGCACGGGGGAUCUAGUGAACACCAUGAAGCGACAGUUCUUGAUGAUGAAGAGCCUUGCGAUUGGAGCUUCGUUCAAGAAUGGAGAAAAAGACCCUCAAGUGGAUGUCGUCCUGGUGAGGAAGGCGCGUGGUGCAGCAGCGUCGGAGGAGCGAGGGCUCUCCGCGUACGGGUCUCGCACGCGACGGCUGCGGCCGCUCCCGUCACGCGCCGACUGUCGCCUCCGCCACACGCUCAUCGCGCCACCACGCCUCCACCACCCUCAGAACUCAAUAAAUCCCACGAAGAGAUACCGCAAGCAGUACCAGAGCCCACCAGUACGGCGCCACCGAAGCCAGUGACAGCUGUUUCUCAGCUGACCAACGCAGCCUCCCCGCAGACGAGCUACCCCCUAGAGAGACGAGCGCCCAAACAUGAUCAUCUCCAUUCAACACCCGCACAGAAUGGAGUACGCGAAUGCAACAGCAGUUCCGAUGAGAACAGAUCAUCGGGUCAUGCAUCCAUGUCGGACAGCGGGGGUGGCGGGGAGGCGGGGAGGGAAGAGCCUAGGAGGUCCAGGCAACAACCUCAUGUUAGAACAAAACAUCGACCUCACAAUAAGCUACAAUCGCCUUGGCCUGGAGGUGGAGGUCUAGAAGAUAUAAGGUCAGCUAUAAAACAGCUAACUCUUCGUUCUCGAGACAGCAGCAGUACAGCCACUAGCGGCGCUUCAAGCGCUGGGGGAGGAACUAAUAACGGAGUUCCUGAAAACGGUAGCGCCACAGACGCCCGCAGAAGGAGAGCUCCACUUGUCCGACAACCGUCUCUGGAUACAGUCUGUACCAACGUCACCAGCGCCGAUGAAUUUGUCUGGGUGGACUCUCAUAAUAGACUUGUAGAGCUGCGCUGCAUGCCUUGGACAGCAAGUGAGGUGAGUCGGGUAUUGCAGACAGGAAGAUGCCGUGACUUAGCACCCAAGAUGGCGCCGGAUACUCCCCCAAGGCUGGCCUAUUUACUACAAAGGGCCUUAGUCCGGAUUGCGAGGGAAGCGCAACGCUUGUCUCAAAACUUUGGGUUCUGCUCCAAGCAUGAAGUGGCCGGUGCUUUUAAGAUCGUUCUCAGCACGCCACUAGCAGAUGCUUGUAUUAAGGCCUGUCAGCGUGCAGCCACAAUGUACGCGACAUCAGGCGGAGCGGCGCGAAGACUGGGGUCAGCCACCCGCGCCCGGACCAGCCUCGCGCCGGGACGCUUCCACCGAUGGAUGCUCGAUGUCCGCGUCGCGCCUUUCGUACAUGAAUACGCAGCGAUCUAUCUAUGUGCUGGCAUGGAAACUCUAUUAGAAGAGAUAGCGUUGAUUGCGGCUGCAAGUUCAGGAGGCAGUAAUGUUGGUGUUCCGUCCAUCACGCCGGCAGCAGUCGAUCUCGCUGUAGCCAAUUGUGCUGAUCUCUGGGGCUUAUUACAGCCAUACAGUCAUCUCAAUGCCGGGAGAAUAGCAUCAGGAGCUCUUUCACUCUCAAGAUGGGAGUCAAUGAGUUCGUUAGGAUCCGGUUCAUCAUCAGGAAUGACUAGACCAGAGCAUAGGCAAUUAGGACUCAGUCAUGAUUCUGGCAUCACUACAAAUGGUUCGAAUGGUUCCGGAACGUCGGCCGGUUCAAACACUGGUUCAGCAGGAUCUAGUGCUUCAGUGCUGCUGACCACGUGCGCAGGCUCGUCAGCGGAACUGAGAGCAGUGCUCCGACGCGUCCACCCGCGAGCGCCCCCCCUGUCCCCGCCGGCCGAGAGAGCUCUCUACUACUUCAUGAGAUGCUCACAAUUGGAGCACUCCACCAGUACAGGGGGCAGUUGUGGAGGUGCUGGACUGUGGGGGGAGCGUGGGUCUGGAGCUCUGCCUCCGCUGGGCGAGUGGGUGCGUGUCAUACGUGCUCACGCGUCUCUCAGACCCCCUCCGGCUGUACCCGACGCUGAUGACGUCAUGCAAGCUGCUAGACUACUGUUGCCGCAUGCUGACUGCCCACCGAGACCGAUCACUAUAGAAGAAGCGAUAGAACCAGUUUGGUCAAGAUGCACCCGCACUCCAGACGAACUCAAUAGAGUUGCUCUGGGCUUAGCGCAGCGAGCUCUUCUGAGUGGAAGACCUGAAAUCGUUGGUGGUAUCAGAACUCUCCUACCACCAGCUGGUUUGGAUGCCACGGAUGCCUCCGGCAUGACUGUGCUCAUGAAGGCAGCUCUUGCUGGAGACGAUCAGAUUGUUACCAUGCUCCUUGAAGCCGGAGCCGACCCAAAUGUUGAGACUGGGGGCUCGUCAGCUGCUCACUGUGCAAUGCCACUGUCGCCUCGCUCACCUGGAACUCAUCAGAGUAAUCCAGCUUACACACCACCUACUGCAGGCUGGACGGCGUUGGUGUACGCCUGCAGCGGUGCCGGCGGCGGUGGGGCGCUGGAGUGCGCGCGACGGUUACUGUCCGCUGGAGCACGAGUCGACGGCGCGCCCGCCAGAGGAGAUGACGUUUGUACGCUAACACCACUGCAGGUUGCCUGCGGUGUCGGCAAUUUAGAGUUGGUGCAGCUGCUUCUGUCAAAUGGAGCCGAUCCGUUCCUUUCCACUCAGUUGAACGACGCUCUCUGCUACUCUGUGGCGGCACAAUAUGGAUGUUACAGUGCAGUAGCGGUGUGCUGUACGCACGGGCGCCGAGGGUGUCUCCGCGCGGCGAUGCGGGGCGGGGCGCGGGUGGCGGGGGAGGUCCUGUCUCUGGAGGAGGUGCUGGCCGAGGGGGCGGCAGGGGCGGGGGCGCCCACGAGACCUCCGGCCUUCACCAAACAACAGCAGAGGGCGUUGCAAGACGCCAUGUACUGUGCCGCUGAGACUGAUCAUUUAGAUAUCACUCUCGAGUUGAGGGCGUUAGGAGUGCCAUGGUCGCUACAUGCCUGGACUCUGUCCCUAGCGGCUGCCGCUGAUGCUGCGCUAGACCAUGUUAUCGAUCAGCUAUUACAAGACUUCUUACAGGUUUGUCCGUCAGACGACAGUCACUACAGUAAACAAUUCAUUUACGAAUGUCUCCCUCUACUGUUCAACAUUCUACGGUACAGUAAGAAGGAGGGCACGGUGCUGUUGCUGGCCGACAUACUGUGCGCUUGCUACGGUCGUGAGCCGGUGCCGAGCGUGGAGCCUCCGCCCCCCGCGGCCCCGGCGCCCGCCAGGGUGGACCCGUCCUACGUCAACAACCCUUCGCUCGCUGACGUUACGUUCAGGGUGGAAGGACGUCUAUUCUAUGGUCAUAAAAUAGUUUUGGUGUCGGAGUCACCGCGGCUGCGAGCAAUGUUGGCGCCACCUCGACCUUCCAGCGAAGCAUUACCACCGACAAAUACCGCACCUCCCCUUGUUCAGAUUAACGACAUAAGAUACCAUAUAUUUGAGCAAGUAAUGAAAUAUCUGUAUUCCGGCGGCUGCUCUGGGCUCGACAUACCCGAGACUGAUGUGUUGGAGGUGCUGGCAGCCGCUUCGUUCUUCCAACUGUUGCCGCUACAGAGGCACUGCGAGGCCAGAGCCGCUAAAUCAGUUGAUCUACACAAUCUCGUCUCAGUUUAUAUUCACGCUAAGGUAUAUGGAGCAUCGCAACUCUUAGAAUACUGCCAAGGCUUCCUUCUCCAGAACAUGGUGGCUCUCUUGACAUAUGACGACUCGGUAAAGCGAUUGCUCUUCGGCAAACGGCUGCCCGGCCACAACGUGCUUGGCGCUUUAUUAACAACACUGCAAAAACGAAUCGAAUCAAGGAAAAGUCAUUCUAAAGCUAGGUAGCAUUGUUUAAACAGUACAUUUUUAUUGUAAACUAGCGACCCGCCCUCGCUUCGCUUCGGAAACAUAAAAUUUUAUUAUUGAUUGAUAGACGAAGCCCGCCAUGUUGCGCGCGAUACGACAAUAACUGCGGGUAACGCCGCGAGGCGAAGCUAGUCUAAAAAAAAGUAUCCUAAGUUACUCCUUAUAUCAUCAGCUACCUAUUAGUGAAUGUCUCAUCAAAAUCGGUCCAGCCGUUCCAGAGAUUAGCCGGAACAAACAGAGAGACAGACAGACAAAAAUUGUAAAAAAUGUUAUUUUGGUGUAAGUACCGUAUAAUUAUAUAUUCAUACGCAUGUAGUAAAAAGCGGUUAUUUCAAUACUACAAACAGACACUCUAAUUUUAUUUAAAUGUAUAGAUGUAAAUCUAGUAAAAUACGGCUUUAAAAUGUUCGAUAUAUGUAAUACUAAACAAAAUUAAAUUGUUCGCAUAUUUCAUAUGAGGGUUGACUUUUUAUUGUUAAAUUCGAUAAAUAGUUUUCUACUGUAAAUUGUGUUUUAAUUAGAUUUUUCGAGUCAUAGACAUGAUUGAAAACAUUAAUAUUUUAUUAUUGUGGUUGUCCAAUUCCUUUUAAAGUUAUCUACGAAGCAAUACCUUAUUCUAUACAGUAGAUACCUACUAACUAGACUUACUUGAACAUAAUUUUUUAUGCUCUCCGACAACACUGAAAAUAAAUUAAAUCUAAGAAAAAUUUAACCAGACAUAACAUAAAUAAAUGAUUUCUAUUAUCUAUGUAAGCCGGAAUCCUAUAAAAAUAACAUCCAGAAGACAGAAUGGGUGCCAUCUACCAGACUCAAAAUGUAACAGAUCUUGGGAUCCUCAGAAACACACAAAGAAUUUUCAAUAAUAGCCUUUUAAAAGAGGCUUAUAUAUACAUAAUAACAUAUUUAAAUGAAUUACAUUUUACAUAUAAAAAUGAAUUACGUAAUUACUACUAACAUCAUUUAUAUUGAUAUAGUAACGUUAAACUAAUAUAAAACUAAAUUAAUUCUUCAUAUUUAUGAAAAUGAACAAACUUUUUUCACUUUAGAUACGUAAUUAUUAUUAUACAAUCGUUUCAUUGUAUGUUUAAAUCCUGUAGUAGGUACCUAAUUACUAAAUUGGAAGUGCCUAGUUAAUAUAGUAGACAAAAAUGUAAUUAUUGUUGAAAAUAAAGCAUCAUGUUGUGAAAAGUAAAA
Molecule: messenger RNA, 6140 nt
Organism: Bombyx mori (domestic silkworm)
Lineage: Eukaryota; Metazoa; Arthropoda; Insecta; Lepidoptera; Bombycidae
Product: ankyrin repeat and BTB/POZ domain-containing protein 3
Exons: 24
Coding region: 24-4925 (1633 amino acids)
Molecular function (GO): protein heterodimerization activity
Source: RefSeq, a predicted model, not a curated record